GCGCUGAGCUGCUAGUUGCCUAGUGACGACAAACUAUCGACGGCUGCAGUUUCCUGCGUUUUCAAAAAGUCUCCACGACUGGCGUUGAGCUAGCGCUACGUUUUCCAGCCAAAUUUGAGGUCGUGAACUCGUCGUUGCGGCGGGAGCAUGGGGUGAAAAGGCGCCGCGAGUGCCGUGUAGCUUCUGAGCGUUUCAGGCCGCUGUGCUGAUGAGUUGAUAAGAAUGAUGAAUAAUUAUAUUUUCAUCAGGGUGGUUGGCAAAGGGAGCUAUGGGGAGGUGAACUUGGUCAAAAACAGGACGGACCGAAAACAGUAUGUUAUAAAGAAGCUGAAUUUAACCACGUCCUCUAAGCGGGAGCGACGAGCAGCGGAGCAGGAGGCUCAGCUUCUGUCCCAGCUGCGACAUCCCAACAUUGUGACCUACAGGGAGUCUUGGGAAGGAGACGACUGUCAGUUGUACAUUGUAAUGGGCUUCUGUGAGGGCGGGGACCUGUAUCACAGGCUUAAACAGCAGAAAGGGGAGCUCCUACCUGAGCGGCAGGUAGUGGAGUGGUUCGUCCAAAUCGCCAUGGCACUCCAGUAUUUGCAUGACAAGAACAUUCUUCACAGAGACCUUAAAACACAGAACAUCUUUCUGACCCAAACUAACAUCAUCAAAGUGGGGGAUUUAGGCAUUGCACGAGUGUUGGAGAACCAGAACGAUAUGGCCAGCACACUCAUAGGAACCCCUUACUACAUGAGCCCGGAGCUCUUCUCCAAUAAGCCCUAUAACCACAAGUCAGAUGUGUGGGCUCUAGGUUGCUGUGUGUAUGAAAUGUCCACACUGAAACAUGCCUUCAAUGCCAAAGAUAUGAACUCUCUCGUCUAUCGCAUUGUAGAAGGAAAGUUGCCACAGAUGCCCAGCAAAUAUGAUCCCUUGUUGGGAGACUUGAUCAAGAGCAUGCUGUGCAAGAGACCUGAAGACAGGCCUGAUGUGAAAGUUAUCCUCCGACAGCCCUACAUCAAAAAACAAAUUGCCAUGUUCCUCGAGGCCACCAAGGAAAAAACUGCCAAGUCAAGAAAAAAAGUUGUGAGUGGCAGUGGGGAUGGUAAAGCAACCAGUUCUUCAUCUGUGGUGUCACGCCAGGAAAAACCUGAAAGGCAUACUUCAAGUCCCCAGUCUGAUCCUCUGGUCAGGGUGAAACGGAAAGAUGAGAAGUCACAGCAGCAUAAAGUGCAGAACAGUGGCAACACUUCAGUCAAAGCAUCUGAAUCUCCAAAAGCCUCUUCACCUGAUGCUCUAGAAGGCAGCUGUGCAUCCCUGGCAACUGUUAGCAACAUUAGUAUUGAUAUCCCACCGCAGAAGGACGAGGACCUGUUGAAGAGACAGGUGCAGGGGCCCCAAUUAAUUGUCUCACUUCAACAGCCAGGCAAUGAACAUGUGACACACAGGAUAGACAAAGGAGAAAGGAAACCAGAUCUAUCCAGCCCUCCCUCUCCUGUUAAAGCCCCUCUAAAGUCUGUAUCAGGUGUUGCCAGUAGGGGAGAAGAAAAGAGGAGGGCAUCCAAUGGGCUCGUGGACAAUCUGCCACAGGCUGGGCCUGUCUUUCGGGACGACCAGAUAUCAGUGGAGGCAAGGAAUGAUACCAUGGACUUACUUAAAGAAGCUGAAAGGCAGAAUCCAAAGCUAGAAGAGGAAAAAGCAGCAACUUUUUGUAUCCCAGAGAAAGGAUCUGUACACAGAUCUAACGCAGAAAAUAAUGGAUCGGCUGUGGACAUUACACUGAGAAAUAAAAGCGACAUGCCUCUUAGGAGAGCACUAACACAUCACCCAGAUACCUCAGAUGUUCAAGACUUAGAGUCUACUGAGGACCUAUUAAAGCCGUUUCCUUCAGUUCUGGAACCUGUUCAGGAGGAAUCAGCCUUUCCAUUUAACAAGCCUGGUUUGAGCACUCAACUGCAAUUUUCAUUAGAAUCUUCUAUGUCACAGCAACAUAAAAGGAAGAAUGAAAGAAAGACAUACCAAGACAGGAACAAGUCCAAGCUGGUUGCAUCUAGACCUUUACCUCCAGCUCCGGUUGAGAACAUAGCUGUGGAGGAAAGGAAGAGGAACAGGAGGUGCAAUGAAAACGAGAAAGCUGGUGAGGUCACGACGUCUACAUCAGUUAGUUCCUGUAAAGAUGGAUUGUCACAGCUGGCACAAGAUCGUCCUUUAUCUGCUAGAGAGAGGAGGAGGCUGAGGCAAUCCCAAGACAGUGCCAGUCAACCAGGUUUUGGAGCUAUAAGAAGAGCAUCUUAUGAUGUCACUGGUACCAAAGCUGAGCACUAUGAUGUCUCAGUUACCUCAGUCUCAGACUCUGACACCAUCUCUGACACCAGCAACAAGCGAAAAAAGCUGCUGGAACAAAAGUCAGAUGAAGAUGAAUGCAGCUCAUCCACCAGUUCCACAGAGCAUUCAGAGAGAGACUGUGGGGAGAGAAAGACAGAAUCCAGUGACAUGCAGGAAUUAGUCAAUAUGAUGACCCAGACUUUAAGAACGGAUGUUGGAGACUAUGAGAAGCUGGAGGACAAGGGCCUGGAUUCUACGGCAAUGCCAGAAUUUAAACUGAACAGAAAGUACAGAGACACUCUAGUUCUUCAUGGGAAGGCUCGAGAGGAAACAGAGAAGUUAUCACUUAGUCAGAUACCAAUAGCCUCCACAUCUGGACCAGCCAAGAUAAGGAGAGCCAUCGAACGACUGAGAACAGACGUGUUGAAGGGCCUAGGGGUGAAGCUGCUGGACAGAGUGCUAGAGAUCAUGGAUGAGGAGGAUGAUGAUGUUCAACGAGAAGUGUGCCUACGUAACCAGAUGGGGAAUGAGAAGUACCAAGCGUAUGCUGUGAUGGUGAGGCAGCUGAAAUUCUUUGAAGAUAUGGCCUUCAAGGUUUAGUCACAAAAAUGCAUACACUGUAUGGCGUGGUCUGCCAGCAUGUAAUGGACAUUUAGCAGGCAAUCAUGCGUGAAUGACUUAUUAGAGCGCAACAAAAUUAAUCCUGCAAUUUUCAGGAUUCCUAUGCAAAGAGUUGAGUCAUGUCAUUCUACUUGCUGUACCAAGUACUUGUUUAUAAUGCAACCUAGAUUUUAAUUAAUCUUUUACUUUUGCUGUACCUAGACACAGCUCUUUUUGCUGCUUUGUUCUUUUGGAUACACAAUGUCUUGCAGAUGCAUUGUAGAUAUUAACAUUGAGUAUUUCUAAUAAAUUCUGAUUUUGUUUA
Betta splendens (Siamese fighting fish) is the source of this 3232-nucleotide messenger RNA. It is a transcript of the gene nek4, whose product is annotated as NIMA-related kinase 4. Gene Ontology annotation, molecular function: ATP binding; protein kinase activity. Gene Ontology annotation, biological process: protein phosphorylation. NCBI's taxonomy places the organism in Eukaryota, Metazoa, Chordata, Actinopteri, Anabantiformes, Osphronemidae. The record is from RefSeq and is a predicted model, not a curated record. The transcript has 16 exons. The coding region runs from base 223 to 2907 and encodes 894 amino acids.